AUGAACAAGUCAGUGAAAGAGCAAAAACUGAUUCAGGUCUUCAGGCUCCAAGUUCAGCACUACCAAGUGAUCUUCAUGCUCCCAGCCUUUUGCAUUCUUAAUUGGAUGCAGUGUACCCAGCACUGCCAUCUCACUACCUCUCUGCUUAUCUGUUUUCACACAGGCAACUAUGGAGAGAGUGGGAUGGAAGCUUUCAAAGAUAUGUCAGCCAAAGAAGGAAUUUGCAUCGCUCACUCUUACAAAAUCUAUAGCAACGCAGGGGAACAGAGCUUUGAUAAGCUGCUGAAGAAGCUCAGGAGUCACUUGCCCAAGGCCCGGGUAGUGGCCUGCUUCUGUGAGGGCAUGACGGUGAGAGGUCUGCUGAUGGCCAUGAGGCGCCUGGGUCUAGCAGGCGAAUUUCUGCUUCUGGGCAGUGAUGGCUGGGCGGACAGGUAUGAUGUGACAGAUGGAUAUCAGCGAGAAGCUGUUGGUGGAAUCACAAUCAAGCUCCAAUCUCCCGAUGUCAAGUGGUUUGAUGAUUAUUAUCUGAAGCUCCGGCCAGAAACAAACCUUCGAAACCCUUGGUUUCAAGAAUUUUGGCAGCAUCGUUUUCAGUGCCGGCUGGAAGGGUUUGCACAGGAGAACAGCAAAUACAACAAAACUUGCAAUAGUUCUCUGACUCUGAGAACACAUCACGUUCAAGAUUCCAAAAUGGGAUUUGUGAUUAAUGCAAUCUAUUCCAUGGCCUAUGGACUCCACAACAUGCAGAUGUCCCUCUGUCCAGGCUAUGCGGGCCUUUGUGAUGCAAUGAAGCCAAUUGACGGACGGAAACUUUUGGAUUCCCUGAUGAAAACCAAUUUUACUGGAGUUUCUGGAGAUAUGAUCCUAUUUGAUGAGAAUGGAGACUCUCCAGGAAGGUAUGAAAUAAUGAAUUUCAAGGAAAUGGGAAAAGAUUAUUUUGAUUAUAUCAAUGUUGGAAGCUGGGACAAUGGAGAAUUAAAAAUGGAUGAUGAUGAAGUAUGGUCCAAGAAAAACAACAUCAUCAGAUCUGUGUGCAGUGAACCAUGUGAGAAAGGCCAGAUAAAGGUGAUCCGGAAGGGAGAAGUCAGCUGUUGUUGGACCUGUACACCCUGUAAAGAGAAUGAGUAUGUCUUUGAUGAGUACACCUGCAAGGCGUGUCAGCUGGGGUCGUGGCCCACUGAUGACCUGACAGGUUGUGACUUGAUCCCAGUGCAGUAUCUCCGCUGGGGUGACCCUGAGCCCAUUGCAGCUGUGGUGUUUGCCUGCCUCGGCCUGCUGGCCACCCUGUUUGUCACUGCAGUCUUCAUCAUUUACCGUGAUACACCAGUAGUCAAGUCCUCCAGCAGGGAACUCUGCUAUAUCAUUCUUGCUGGCAUCUGCCUGGGUUACUUAUGUACCUUCUGCCUCAUUGCAAAGCCCAAACAGAUUUAUUGCUACCUUCAGAGAAUUGGUAUUGGUCUUUCCCCAGCCAUGAGCUACUCAGCCCUCGUGACCAAGACCAAUCGUAUUGCAAGGAUCCUGGCCGGCAGCAAGAAGAAGAUCUGUACCAAAAAGCCCAGAUUCAUGAGUGCCUGUGCCCAGCUGGUGAUUGCUUUCAUUCUUAUAUGCAUUCAGUUGGGCAUCAUCGUUGCCCUCUUUAUAAUGGAGCCUCCUGAUAUAAUGCACGACUACCCAAGCAUUCGAGAAGUCUACCUGAUCUGUAAUACCACCAACCUAGGUGUUGUCACUCCUCUUGGAUACAAUGGCUUGCUGAUUUUGAGCUGUACCUUCUAUGCUUUCAAGACCAGAAAUGUUCCAGCUAACUUCAACGAAGCCAAGUAUAUUGCCUUCACAAUGUACACCACCUGCAUUAUAUGGCUGGCCUUUGUGCCAAUCUACUUUGGCAGCAACUACAAAAUCAUCACCAUGUGUUUCUCAGUCAGUCUCAGUGCCACAGUGGCACUGGGCUGCAUGUUUGUGCCGAAGGUGUACAUCAUCCUGGCCAAACCAGAGAGAAAUGUGCGCAGCGCCUUCACCACAUCUACCGUGGUGCGCAUGCAUGUGGGGGAUGGCAAGUCAUCCUCAGCAACGAGCAGAUCCAGCAGCCUGGUCAACCUGUGGAAGAGGAGGGGCUCCUCUGGGGAAACCCUAAGGUACAAAGACAGGAGACUGGCCCAGCACAAGUCGGAAAUAGAGUGUUUCACCCCCAAAGGGAGUGUGGGGAAUGGUGGGAGAGCAACAAUGAGCAGCUCCAACGGAAAAUCCGUCACGUGGGCCCAGAACGAGAAGAGCAGCCGGGGGCAGCACCUGUGGCAGCGGCUGUCCAUCCACAUCAACAAGAAGGAAAACCCCAACCAAACGGCCGUCAUCAAGCCCUUCCCCAAGAGCACGGAGAGCCGCGGCCUGGGCGCGGGCGGCGGCGCUGGGGCCGCGGGCGGCGCGGGCGGCGGCCCCGGCGGGCCGGAGCCCCCGGACGCCGGCCCCAAGGCGCUGUACGACGUGGCGGAGGCCGAGGAGCACUAUCCGGCGCCUGCGCGCCCGCGCUCGCCAUCGCCCAUCAGCACGCUGAGCCAGCGCGCGGGCUCGGCCAGCCGCACGGACGACGACGUGCCGUCGCUGCACUCGGAGCCCGCGGCGCGCAGCAGCUCCUCGCAAGGCUCGCUCAUGGAGCAGAUCAGCAGCGUGGUGACCCGCUUCACGGCCAACAUCAGCGAGCUCAAUUCCAUGAUGCUGUCCACCUCGGCGCCUGGGGCCGGCGUGGGCGCCCCGCUCUGCUCGUCCUACUUGAUCCCCAAAGAGAUCCAGCUGCCCACGACCAUGACGACGUUCGCCGAAAUCCAGCCGCUGCCCGCCAUCGAGGUCACCGGCGGCGCGCAGCCCGCGUUGGCGGCGGCGACGGCCCCGCCGGCAGGGGGCGCUGCCCGGGAGACCCCGGCGGCGGCCGGGCCAGAGGCUGCGACCGGCAAGCCGGACCUGGAAGAGUUGGUGGCUCUCACCCCGCCGUCCCCCUUUAGAGACUCGGUGGACUCGGGGAGUACGACCCCCAACUCGCCAGUGUCGGAGUCGGCCCUCUGUAUCCCCUCGUCUCCCAAAUAUGACACACUUAUCAUAAGAGAUUACACUCAGAGCUCCUCGUCGUUGUGA
Odobenus rosmarus divergens (Pacific walrus) is the source of this 3123-nucleotide messenger RNA. RefSeq names its product metabotropic glutamate receptor 5-like. Gene Ontology annotation, molecular function: adenylate cyclase inhibiting G protein-coupled glutamate receptor activity; G protein-coupled receptor activity involved in regulation of postsynaptic membrane potential. Gene Ontology annotation, biological process: regulation of synaptic transmission, glutamatergic; G protein-coupled glutamate receptor signaling pathway; trans-synaptic signaling by endocannabinoid, modulating synaptic transmission. The record is from RefSeq and is a predicted model, not a curated record. The coding region runs from base 1 to 3123 and encodes 1040 amino acids. Gene Ontology annotation, cellular component: postsynaptic density membrane. NCBI's taxonomy places the organism in Eukaryota, Metazoa, Chordata, Mammalia, Carnivora, Odobenidae. The transcript has 9 exons.